Messenger RNA from Gopherus evgoodei (Goodes thornscrub tortoise), 1535 nucleotides. Its product is annotated as ecto-ADP-ribosyltransferase 5-like. The coding region runs from base 162 to 1082 and encodes 306 amino acids. The record is from RefSeq and is a predicted model, not a curated record. NCBI's taxonomy places the organism in Eukaryota, Metazoa, Chordata, Testudines, Testudinidae. The transcript is spliced from 5 exons. Gene Ontology annotation, molecular function: NAD+-protein-arginine ADP-ribosyltransferase activity; NAD+ poly-ADP-ribosyltransferase activity.
AAUGAAAGUCUGCAGGUUGCUUAUAUAAAGUCAAACUAUUUGCUGUGUUCUGAACAGUGCAGAUUAAGUUCUAACCUGCAGCCAGCUCUUGCUCGGGUCAGCAGCCUGCCAGGGACUCAGACACACUUGGGAAAGUCAGCUGCACCGGGGAAGUUGGAACAAUGCUGAGGCCUCUGCUGAUCCCCUUGACAUACUUCUGUCUUCAAACCUGGCUGGGAAUCCCUCAGGCAAAAUGUCAGGAGGAGCUGAGCAUGAUGGAUGACGCUUUUGAUGACCAGUAUAUAGGAUGUGCUGAAGAAAUGGAUGGAAUUGCACCUGAACUGCUAAAGAAAGAAAAGUCCAUGUUCUCACUGUUUAGCAGGGUGUGGGAAAACUCAGAAAAAAAAUGGAAACUCGUAAAGAAAGAGAUUUCUCUGCCCAGAGGCUUUAAAGAUGAGCAUGGAAGAGCCAUAAUAGCCUAUACUGACAAUGACUUUCACAGUGAGUUGAAUGUGGCAGUGAGAGGGGCUGGGACAUCUCGAGCUCAUUACAUGGCCAGUUUCCAGUUCAAAGCCUUUCAUUAUUACUUGACAAGAGCUUUACAGCUCUUACGAGGGAGGUGUGACGUGAUGUACAAAAUGACGGUGUACCGGGGGAGUUCUGUCAGUUUUCAGCACACGAGAUCAGGUCACAUCAGGUUUGGACAGUUUGCCUCUUCGUCUUCUAAGAUAGGAGUAGCUAAGAGAUUUGGCACAGCCACAUUGUUCACCAUCCACACGUGCAUUGGUGUUGAGAUCAGGGCCUUCUCACACUAUGAGAAGGAGAAAGAAGUGUUAAUCCCAGUCCAUGAGAUAUUCAAUGUGGCCCGAGGACAAGAGAGUAACCACUUUGUCCUCCGGAGCACAAACCGGACCUGCAGCCAUUUUAACUGCGCGUACCUCGGUGGAGAGAAGAACCAAAUAUGUGUUUACAACUCUGUACAAACAGAGAGAGUCAAUGAAAUGAGAUCUGUCCAGUCAGAACUUUCAACUCCAUUCUACUAUUUCCAAAGAAACGUAGGAACCAUCAGACUGGAUCUAGCCUGGUAUCCUGUCCCUGAUUGAGGUCAGACCCAUCUGUAUCAGAAAGGUGCAAGAAACCCCAGUGGGGAAAAACAUACACACAGAGGAAAUUACUUCCCCCAAUCCUGGCAGUUAGUGACUGUCUUUUGUCCCCAGGUCUAAAGAUUUAUUGCCCUUUUAAAAACAAUUAGUUUAUCCUAUGUAACAUAACUGUGGAGAUUCUAACUGUCUAUAUCAAUGGCUAAUUCUUUUUUUUUUAAUUUUUAUUUUUUUUAAGUCUACUGAGCUCUUGGAGUCAUGGAAAUGUUGUGCAAUGAGUUCCACAAGUUAACCCUGCAUUUUGUACAACAGGGCACAUACCCUUUUACUAGUUGAAAUACAUUGCCUUUGGUUUAUUCUUGUUUUGAGAAAGUGGUAAAUUAUACGCUGCCAUUUCCCCAUCUCAUUUAUUGUUUUGUAUAUCUCCAUCGUGUUUCCUUUUAUGGCUUUUCUCUU